AUGAAAAAUGAUAAAAAAGACCGUGUUCUGACAAAUAAAUCUUGCAUGCAGUUAGUAAAUUUGCAAACUUUAGUAGUAAAACUUCGUGGGGAUGGAAUCGAAAAAUAUGUGAGAAUUUUAAUAGAUAGUGGUUCCCAGCGAUCCUACAUUUCGAAGUAUGCAGUUAGUAUAAUGAAUUAUAAAACAAGUGGUAAAGAAGAAUUAAUCCAUGGUUUGUUCGGAGGAAUUGAAAAGAAAGAAACUCAUAGUAAAUAUUUAAUUAGAUUGAGUAGUCUUAAAGGUGAUUAUCACUGUAAUUUUCAGGUUUUGGAUCAGGAUAAAAUAUGUACUGACAUUCCUCAAAUUCGUAGAGAUACAUAUCUUAUUGAACUGCGAAAACAUGGAAUUUAUUUAACUGACAUGCAGAAUAAAUCUGUGGAUUUGAUGUAUGAAAAAUCACCUUUAGAAAUUCAUGUUCCUUUAGGUGCAGAUGUGGCAGGAAAGCUUCUAACAGGGAAGGUUAGACAACUAAAAUGUGGGUUAUCAUGCGUACACACUAGAUUAGGGUGGACAAUGAUGGGGAAAACUGAAAAGCGUGAGUUCUCUGAUAGAACGAAAACUGUAUUGUCACUUCAUGUUAAUGAUGCUAAAAUUUCAGAUUUAUGGUGUCUUGACUCGUUAGGAAUAACGGAUCCUGCUACAACCCACACAAGAAAGGAAAUUAAUGAAAUCGCUAAAACAUAUUUUCGUCAGUCAUUAAAGAGAGAUAGUGACGGUAGAUAUCAGGUCUCUCUUCCUUGGAUAGAAGGGCAUGAGGUUUUACCUGACAACAGAUUAUUAGCAGAGAAAAGGUUAAAAUCCUGCGCCAAAACUCUUCAGUCAAAAAACUGUCUGAAAGAGUAUGAAAAUAUUUUUUACGAAUGGGCUGAAGAAGGUAUUAUAGAAUCUGUUGAAGAUAAGAAAACCGAAAAUUGUCAUUACCUACCACAUAGGGCUGUAAUUAAGGAAAGUUCAACCACAAAGAUUAGACCUGUGUUCGAUGCCUCAGCGAAGGAAAGGAAUGGUGUGUCCUUAAAUGACUGUUUAGAAAAGGGCCCAAAUUAUCUGGAAUUAAUACCGAGUAUUUUAAACAGAUUUCGCCUAGCGUGA
This is a messenger RNA of Stegodyphus dumicola, 1128 nucleotides long. RefSeq lists its product as uncharacterized. The record is from RefSeq and is a predicted model, not a curated record. NCBI's taxonomy places the organism in Eukaryota, Metazoa, Arthropoda, Arachnida, Araneae, Eresidae.